CGCGGCAUGGGUACUUCGGCAGGGAUUGGACAGUGUUUAUUUUGAUUUUUGAAUUUCUUCAACAUGUGCUCGUAGUUGAAUAAGCUGGACUUUAUUCAACUUUAUUUAAUCAUUAUUAUUGAAGCUUAUAUUUCAUAAAGCUACACUAUGUUGGACGAAGGAGUGGUCGAUCAAUCGCCUAAAAAAUCCAAAAAGAAGAAGUCAGUGGGUGCAAUUCAGUCGGCAUCAGAUUUUCGAAUUGAACCUUCUAAUGAUGUUCCCAAGUUGGAAACUUCUGACUGGCCUUUAUUGCUCAAGAAUUUUGAUAAACUACACAUACGUAGUAAUCAUUAUACACCUCUACCGUUUGGUGCUUCUCCCCUGAAAAGAAAUAUCCAUGAUUACGUUCGAUCAGGAUGUAUAUAUUUAGAUAAACCCGCCAAUCCAAGCUCCCAUGAAGUUGUUGCUUGGAUUAAGAGAAUUCUGAAAGUUGAUAAAACUGGUCACUCCGGAACCCUAGAUCCUAAAACAACAGGUUGUUUAGUAGUCUGUAUCGAUAGAGCCACAAGACUGGUGAAAUCACAACAGAGUGCUGGAAAAGAGUACAUCGCUAUUUUUCAGUUACACGAGAAAGUGGAAAGCGUAAAGAAAAUAACUCAAGGAUUAGAGAGAUUAAGAGGCGCUCUGUUUCAACGCCCUCCUUUAAUAUCUGCUGUGAAAAGGCAAUUGAGAGUUCGUACCAUAUAUGAUACGAAAUUAUUGGAUUACGACGAAGAGAAGAAUAUCGGUGUUUUUUGGGUGAAAUGCGAAGCUGGAACGUAUGUUAGGACAAUGUGUGUUCAUCUUGGUUUACUGCUGGGAGUUGGAGGACAGAUGAUUGAAUUACGUAGAAAUCGUUCUGGACAUCAUUCGGAAGAAGAUGGAUUAGUUACCUUGCAUGAUAUUUUAGACGCCCAAUGGCUUUAUGAGAAUUUCAAAGAUGAAAGCUAUCUAAGAAGAGUUAUUAGACCUUUAGAAAGUUUAUUAACUCAACAUAAACGGAUAAUCAUGAAAGACAGCGCUGUGAAUGCUAUUUGUUAUGGCGCCAAAAUCAUGUUACCUGGCGUACUUCGUUUUGAUGAUGGCAUUGAAAUUGAUCAAGAGAUUGUAAUUGUCACAACUAAAGGAGAAGCUAUCGCUUUAGGUAUCGCUUUAAUGACCACUGCCACAAUGGCGGGCUGUGACCACGGUUCUGUCGCGAAAAUCAAGCGUGUUUUAAUGGAUCGUGAUACGUAUCCUAGAAAGUGGGGCUUGGGUGCUAAGGCCACUAUGAAAAAGAAAUUGAUAGCUCAAGGCCUGCUGGACCAAUACGGUAAACCUAAUGAGAAAACUCCUCCGGAUUGGUGGAAAACAGGCGAAGAAAUUAAGCAGGAGGUGAUACUUCCUUCGGAUAUUAAAAUCGAAGGGGAACGUAAGAGGAAAGCUGCUAGCCCAGUGUCCGAUAUUUCUCCAGAUACAUCGUUGAAAGUUGAGAAAAAAAAGAAGAAGAAAAAGAAAGAUUUAGUUCCCGAAGAGGAAACAGAAGCGCAAGUCGACGUCUCUUUGAAAACGGAAGAAAAUGUGGAAGAUGAACAAGUCAAAAAAGAAAAGAAAAAAAAGAAAAAGAAGAAUAAAGAUAGAGAAGACGAUGAUUGAGAACUCUUCAUUUUUUUAAGAAUUUUUGAUAUUUUCAUUUUGAAUAUCUUUGUGUUAAUAUAUUUGUUUCUUUUUUA
This is a messenger RNA of Planococcus citri (citrus mealybug), 1730 nucleotides long. RefSeq names its product dyskerin pseudouridine synthase 1 Nop60B (gene Nop60B). The record is from RefSeq and is a predicted model, not a curated record. The coding region runs from base 148 to 1653 and encodes 501 amino acids. NCBI's taxonomy places the organism in Eukaryota, Metazoa, Arthropoda, Insecta, Hemiptera, Pseudococcidae. Gene Ontology annotation, molecular function: pseudouridine synthase activity; RNA binding. Gene Ontology annotation, cellular component: box H/ACA snoRNP complex. Gene Ontology annotation, biological process: rRNA pseudouridine synthesis; mRNA pseudouridine synthesis; snRNA pseudouridine synthesis. The transcript has 13 exons.